GCAGAACAUCCAAAUGAGAAGAGCAUUAAAGCAUCGUAUCGAGCAAGUGAACAUCUUUCGAUUAUUCAUGACGCUUCUUAUUUUGGGUGGAUAAAAGUUUCCGGUAUUUCCAGUAAUAUCAUAAUGUUGUUAAAUAGUGUCACGGACCCAACAUUACCAUCCGUAGGAAGUGAAAGUGCUUUUGAAGAGGUGUUAAGAACUUUGGAAUUUGCACGUGAACAGUUGAAUUUAAGUGAAUCUAUAUCGAUUGAAAAUCUUCAAGAUGAAUUCCUGAUGUUUGAAUUAACGGGCCCACGUUCAACGGCCUUAUUACAGACUGUUCUAGAUCUGUAUGAUGAUCCAAUCGAUUUAACCAAGGACAUUGAUAAAAUGUCGUCAAAACCACGUGUAAAUCAUGAAGCACAUAAGACAUGGAAAGCUUUGCGUGGUUUACGAACAUCAACUUCAUUACCACCUAGCAUUAUAUUAGGGUUAACGGUCCUCGAUCCGCGCUUACAGUUUCCAAAGAAAGUCCCCCAGCGGUCGAACCUGAUGCCUGUUGAAUCAGAAAGAGAAUUGCAAGAUAUUUUGGUUAAUUGGCCUGAAAAUGUUGCAUAUUCUGAACUAUGGAGUGACGAGGUUCGGAAUGCAUUAUAUUCCAAUAAAAUUUCUGACGGUGAAUUAGAUAAACGCAGAAGUAAAUUACUUAUUCCGGGGCAAAAGUUAUUAUUACAAUCGGAGGAUUCGCUAAUUCCAAUCUUUUUAAUAAAACGGGAUGGAAUUAAUAUGUCGAUUCCAUCAAAAAAAACAUCAUCGCCAGAAUUUGUAGGUGGUUGGAAUAUCAUUAUGCCUGCUAAUUGGGGCAUGGCUUUUUGGAAAAGUUUUAUUUUUGCAGGUGCAUGGGUUGGUGGGUUGCGAGAACGUCAUAACCAUCACUUCGAAUCAGGUAUACCAUGUUUUCCAUACGAUUUUCCUGGUACUAUACCAUAUGAGAAUUUUUCUAAUGAUCUGAAAAAGAUAACGCAAUCAGAGUAUAACAAACGCCCACCUGCAAAACGUCCUAAUUUCAAAAAACUUCUAGUUGAUUCACCAUUCGAACCACCGUUUGGUCAACUGGGAAUAAAUCCAAUAGAAUCACGUGAUUCUGUACACGAUAAAACAAUGACAUGGUUACUUCAAGGAAUAAAAAACAUUCGUUUACUUGAGAAUGUCGAAAAUUCCAGUGAAGAAUUUGACAUAGAACUUUCUAAACAAAUCAUACAGGCAUUCAAUUCUAGAGGUAUAAGUCUUGAAAGUGGAGCUGUUUCGCCUGAUACAAGUAAAGCUCUUGUUCAUGUCAGAGUAGGAUUCUUGGCACGAGGAUUACCUGGACCAAAUUCUAUAAUAUAUAAGGCUGAUAAGAUUAAAUAUGAUCAUUGGGUUAAUGUGCUCAACAACAGAAAAGACGAUUCAAAUAGUAUUGAAUCAGAAAAUGACGACGCUGAGGGGGUUCGACCGUCUUCAUUACCUUCCAAAGCUGAUAUAAUUGGUUAUGUUACAACAGGACAAUUUUCUUUUAGUCAAGGACAUGGAUUUGCAAUUGGAUGUUGCUCGGUAACUAUUAGAAAGAUAACAAGUCAUAUUUGUAAACCUGCUACUUUAGAAAUUUUGCCAUGA
Messenger RNA from Funneliformis caledonium, 1635 nucleotides. The record is from the annotation of a GenBank genome assembly. Lineage: Eukaryota; Fungi; Glomeromycota; Glomeromycetes; Glomerales; Glomeraceae.